AAGGGAGAGGAGUGGGCGGUGGCAGCCAAAUCCUACGCAAAAACCACCUCGAACAUCAGCAGUCCCGUGAUCGGCAAGAUGCUGCAAGGAAUAAACGCCAUGCAUCCCCUUGCCGAGGCGACCGCCAUCCUGGACAAUGGUAGCGGGCCGGGCUCCAUCAUGUCGACAAUCAUCUCCCAAUACGGCAGCGAGAUACCGUUUGACUGCAAGCUCUCCUGCACCGACUAUGCAGAGAGCAUGAUUGAUGCCGUCCGCACCACCCAGUCUGCCGAAGUGAGCAAGGAUCCUUCCUCGCCAUGGAAGCGCGUCGACACGACCGUGAUGGACUCUACAGACCUCAGUCCCAUCUCCGACAGCUCCAUCAGCCACGUAUUGGCGGGCUGGGUUUUCUUCCUUACCAGUAACCCACAAAAGUGUCUGACUGAAAGCCUGCGGGUGCUGAAACCAGACGGGGCCCUCACGGUCUCAUCGUGGGACGGCCAGAUGCAAUGGCUGCAGUUGAUGCGUUUGGCAGCAAAAAUCCGGCCUGACAAGGAAUUCCCCACCCUGCCUGAGGCGUGGACCAACACGUCAGGCGUGCGCAACGAGCUGGAGAAAGCCGGAUUUCGCGAGGUUGAGGCUUUUGAGGUCGCCACCUCCUGGCCGUUCGAAUCACACGAGACCGUGGGAGACACUGUCCUCACGAAUACGCCGCAGAUGGUGUCGCUGCUCAAAGACUUUUCCGAGAAGGAGAGGGAGGACUUGAGAAAUUUGGUGAUUGAGGAGUGCAAGAAGAUGGCGCCGAGCAAGCCGUAUGCGCUGAAAGGUGUUUCCAUAGUGGGGAUUGGACGGAAGUGAGCGCCUUCAGUAAUUCAGUAAUAUUCUCGUAAUAUUCUCGAGCCAUCGUGUGCGGUCGGUCUUGUCCUUCUGUCAGUGUUCGUUGUGAUCGGCUUCCGUUUCUGUCCACGAUGGAAACUUCAGCGAGAGGCUUCAGCCUUAUG
This is a messenger RNA of Dissoconium aciculare CBS 342.82, 980 nucleotides long. Its product is annotated as S-adenosyl-L-methionine-dependent methyltransferase. Gene Ontology annotation, molecular function: S-adenosylmethionine-dependent methyltransferase activity. The transcript has a single exon. The record is from RefSeq and is a predicted model, not a curated record. NCBI's taxonomy places the organism in Eukaryota, Fungi, Ascomycota, Dothideomycetes, Mycosphaerellales, Dissoconiaceae. Bases 79 to 837 code for a protein of 252 amino acids.